AUGAGCAGAAAUCCCGUCGUCGCCGCUGCCGCACACUUACAGGUGUCUGCACCUGCCAACUACAAGAAUCAAAUCCAGCAGCUGGACAUCUUCCCACCGGCUUCACAGCGGACGAGGACCAGCAGCGGCGACGGCGGCGACCGGAACUCCUUUCUACCUGCUGAACACGGCCAAAGGCAGCAGCAGACGGCGCGACUCUUUACAGAGAGACGCGGGAGACAGACCGCCACGGUGGAUAUCGCAUCUCUCCUAAAGACAGCAGACUCAGAUGAGUCCCCGGCCUCCCCCCCCUCGCCGAAGCCUCUCGCAACUCUACAUCCGCCAGCACUGCAGUACAUUGCCUACCAGCAGGAGCACCAGUCCCGAUCGACCUCACUGCCUCCGUCCCAGCUGCUCCCGCCGGCCAUCGCCUCGGCUACACCGUCGCCCAACUCAGCCCCGGAGCCGCGGCUGCCUCCGAUCGCGUACGCUGCAGCAGGCGGGCAGCCAAGGGGAGGUCACGGCAUCAGCAUCGGCAUCGACGCCUCCAUCGCGGCAGGGGUACGGCGAAGCAUGCCUCCCUACACGGCUGACAGUCCGGCCAAGAAACAGAGCAAGUGGUCGGCAGAGGAAGACUCGCUGAUCAUCGAGCUGCGCGGCGGUGGGAUGAAGUGGGAAGACAUCUCAAAACGGCUACCGGGCCGCAGUGCUAUCAGCUGCCGGCUGCACUACCAGAACUACCUCGAACGGCGGAGCGAGUGGGACGAGGAGCGCAAGAACAAGCUCGCCCGGCUGUACGAAAGAUUCAAACCUGAGAUGUGGGCUAGGGUUGCCGAGGAGAUGCAGGUGCCCUGGCGAGCAGCCGAGGCGAUGCACUGGCAGCUGGGUGAGGCCGACAUGGCGCGACGGGCCGGCGUGACGCCGUUCUCGCUGUCGUCCAUGGCGGUCGACUCGGCGUCCACACAUCACCGGCAAUCGCCGUCGAGGGCUCCAUACUCACACGGCCAAGGUGGCAUCCGUGCCGAGACAGCAGGCAGCAGCGGAAGUUCCCGGUCUCCCCGUUAUGGACGAGGUGGACCGCCUCCACCGCCAGCGAUGCUGGAAGACAGGCCUUUCGAGGGCGGUGGCCGUCGAGAGCCAGGACCGCGGACUGUGUUCGGUGGUGGCUACCCGGAUGUGGCCGGCACGAUGUCCCAAUAUCAGCAGCAGCAGCAGCAGCUCUACCAUCCGACCGGACUGGGCCUGCCACCCAUUCAGACAGCAGGGCCUCCACCCUUCCAGCAACAGGAACGGGCAGUGGGGGGUGGAGCUCUGCCGAGCCUGGCGGAAAUUACGACAGGUGUCAGCCCAUACAGCACACCGGCAUAUUCACUCGGAACCAGCCCGGCCCCAAGCCAGUCAGCAAGCCCUGUGUCGGCACAUAUCGUGUCUGGCCCCAUCCCUCGAUCUGGAUAUGGAUUUGGCGGGCCAGGGCCGGGACCAAUACCAGGACUAAUACUAGGACCAGGACCAGGAUCAGGAUUGGGACCCAGUACGGCCUACGGACUGCCUGGGCUGUCGUAUCCACCGAUGCAGAUGGGGAGCGGACCAGAGCCGCGGGCACCAGCGGGAGGAGGAAACAAGCGGCGAGCAAGUCCAAACUUUGAGCCACGAGAGCGACGGCGACGACAACUCUAA
Grosmannia clavigera kw1407 is the source of this 1656-nucleotide messenger RNA. Its product is annotated as myb DNA-binding domain containing protein. NCBI's taxonomy places the organism in Eukaryota, Fungi, Ascomycota, Sordariomycetes, Ophiostomatales, Ophiostomataceae. The transcript has 3 exons. The coding region runs from base 1 to 1656 and encodes 551 amino acids. The record is from RefSeq and is a predicted model, not a curated record.